UGUGGUUACUUUUCAAAGAAUUACCCCCUAUUUAUGAUACUCCAUUGUUCCUGCCCACAAAGCGUGGCGACUAGUUUCAAAGAAUUGGUACGAAACGUUUGACAAAUAAUGUCCUAAUAAUUCCUAACUGUAUUUUCAUUUGUGUGUUUGCUUUGAAACUCCCGAGGCUUUGUUAAGUACACACGUAAACAAAUGUAUUUUAUUUCAUGUUUCCAGUAUUUCGCAUUUAUCUCGAUUUAUUGAAAAAUCACGCGAAUGCGUUCAUCCCUGAUUCAGACUCUCCACGAUGACGUAUUUCGAUCGUUAACACAUCUACGCGAUAUACACAUAGGCGUGUUGUAAGAUAAGAUUACGUUAGCAAGGCAAUCGUAAGCCACAUGAAAACGCAACAAGCCCUAUCGCAAGUUGGUACGGUUAAUUGUUAGUUGAAGUGUCGGUAUAACCUAUUUUCGCGAAGUUCGUUUAACGAUUUCUUACCAUGACCGACGGCAUUGCCGUUGGUUUGUUUCUUUCGCUUCUUUCGAACAUUGUCGGAAACGUAGUUUCGGUUCAAUCUUCGGAGACGUGUCCUUCGUUUUGUACAUGCGACACUUGGUAUAUGUUGCACCGUGUAUCUUGCUCAGGUCGCCAUCUUUACAACAUAGAUACAGGUGCACCGAACAACGUGCAAGCUUUGGACUUAUCGGAUAAUGUGAUAUCAUUUUUAAAUAAUUUUGAGCUAGCUAAUGCAGGAUUGACAAAUCUGAAGUAUCUCAAUCUUUCCGGGAAUACAAUCAAUGAAAUCGGUUUGAAUGCUUUCGAUAACCUUGCCGAUUUAGCAGUCCUGGAUUUGUCCAAAAAUCACCUUUAUUACAUUCUGAGUGACGUCUUUACGCAGAACAAAAAUUUACGAAUUUUAAAGUUAUCGAGAAAUAACUUUAAUUCGAAUCUUCCAAAAUUGCGAUCACCUUGGUUGACGGACCUAAGUUUGGAUUCGUGUCAGAUUAGUCAUUUACCUCCGGACACGUUCGACGGACUCACGCAUAUCGAACGCCUUGAUCUUUCGAACAAUUUGAUGAUUCAGAUGAAUAGCGCUGUCGUGCAGAGAUUGCAUUUUUUGAAGAAAUUAUCUAUAGAAGGAAAUCCUUGGUCCUGCAACAACGUUAUGCACGAUCUGCAAAUAUACCUCAAACACAAAGAUGUAGAAUUCAGUGACGUUUGCGCCAAGAAUACAAACCCAAAGAAAUUUGAGAAGAUGAUUCUUCUACCUACAAAAAGACAAGAAAAUUACCAUCGCUGGACAAUUAAGAAUACGACUGAUCAGGGAACUAAAUUGGUAACCAACGCUAACUACUCGAACUCGUUAAACAAUAAAAAUGCAACGUACAAGCAAACGUCGUGCCAAAUAAACAAUAUCGAUUUGUUUUGGUUUCUUCUUCUCGGUUUCAUAUUUGGUACCGCGUGUGGUAUGGUGGUUUCUUACAUUUGUUUGUCUGGAAAAUAUAUAUGUAGUAGGCAUUGGCGUCGAAACCACAAUGACGCAUCCCAAAGGCUCUCUUUAUUGUUGAAUCCAUAUUUACAAGAUAAUGUAGAGAGUACCACAAGCCUGGCAUCAUCUUGUCCAGGCACUCCUCCACCAUCCUAUCGGGAAGUUGUGUUACGACCGAGACUUUAUCGUUACCUGUCGAGACAUUCCAAUUUAAAUAACAAUAAUACCGGAUACAGAGAAAGGUAUACGUAACUUCAAAAGGUAAUUUAUUAUUGUGGCGUAACUGGGACAAAGUGCGUAUACGUAACGCACUAUAUAAUUUAUUGAGUAUUCAAAUUUCAAAGCUUUAUGCAAUGUACACUCUUCAUGCGACCUUAUUAAAUAAUGAUACAUGCACGCGAUUGUUAUUGGC
Molecule: messenger RNA, 1880 nt
Organism: Colletes gigas
Lineage: Eukaryota; Metazoa; Arthropoda; Insecta; Hymenoptera; Colletidae
Product: phospholipase A2 inhibitor beta-like
Exons: 4
Coding region: 479-1720 (413 amino acids)
Cellular component (GO): voltage-gated potassium channel complex
Molecular function (GO): voltage-gated potassium channel activity; potassium channel activator activity; transmembrane transporter binding
Source: RefSeq, a predicted model, not a curated record